AUGGCGCGGCGGCGCAACGACGACAACGCUGCUCCUGGCACUAGCCGCCGGCGGCCUCCUGCUACCGAUGACACUGGCACGAGGGGCAGCCGAACGACGUGGCGUUCGACAUGUACGGGGGCUACGUCACCGUCGACGAGCGAGCAAGCUGGCCGCGCGCUCUACUACUGGUUGCAAGAGGCCGACAAGACGGCGGUCGAGGACCCGGACACCGUGCCGCUCCUCCUCUGGCUCAACGGCGGGCCGGGCUGCUCCUCCAUCGGCUCCGGCGCGCUGGAGGAGCUCGGCGCGUUCCGCGUCCACGAAGACGGCGAGAGGUUGCUGCUGAACGAGUACGCGUGGAACAGAGCCCAUGAUGCGUACACUUUCCUGGUGAAAUGGUUCGAGAGGUUCCCCAAGUACAAGUACCGCGAUUUCUACAUUGCCGGCGAGAGCUAUGGAGGCUGUCUAGCUAGGUGUCUUUCUCACGUCUCACCAUGCAUGAUUUUGGAACACGUUCAGCCAUUGACCAAGCUGCCGUCAUACGAUCCGUGCACCGCCUUCUACUCGACCAGCUACUUGAACCUCCCCGACGUGCAGAAGGCCAUGCAUGCCAACACCAGCGGCUUCAUAGACUACCCAUGGCAAUUAUGCAACAUGCACAUAUAUGAUAACUGGACGACAUACGAUCCCAUCGUUUCCAUGCUACCCAUCUACAAGGAGCUCAUUGGAGCUGGCCUCAAGGUGUGGGUCUUCAGUGGUGACACGGAUACUGCAGUGCCGCUGAGCGCGACCAGGCACUCUCUUGCUGCCCUGGGCCUUCCUGUAAAAAGUAGCUGGUACCCCUGGUACAUUGUCCCAACUGAGGUUGGCGGCUGGAGCAUGGAGUACGACGGGCUGACCUUCGUCACUGUCCGCGGCGCUGGGCACGAGGUUCCACUGCACCGCCCAGAGCAGGCGCUCUUCCUGUUCCAGCAAUUCCUGCAGGGCGAACCAAUGCCAGCCGAGGCAAAAAAUGCCAGCCUCAUCCUCCUUCCUAGUGAGAAGGCUCACUCCUACUGA
Molecule: messenger RNA, 1041 nt
Organism: Miscanthus lutarioriparius
Lineage: Eukaryota; Viridiplantae; Streptophyta; Magnoliopsida; Poales; Poaceae
Source: the annotation of a GenBank genome assembly